Messenger RNA from Hypanus sabinus (Atlantic stingray), 1019 nucleotides. RefSeq names its product retinol binding protein 4, like (gene rbp4l). Lineage: Eukaryota; Metazoa; Chordata; Chondrichthyes; Myliobatiformes; Dasyatidae. The transcript has 5 exons. The coding region runs from base 1 to 594 and encodes 197 amino acids. The record is from RefSeq and is a predicted model, not a curated record. Gene Ontology annotation, molecular function: retinoid binding; retinol transmembrane transporter activity.
AUGAAUUACUCCAGGUUUGUCCUGCUCACCGUUGUCAUCUCAUAUAUUGAGGAUUCCAUUUCCACCUCCUGUGUUGUUGAUCAAUUCAGUGUGAAGAAUGGAUUUGACCAGAAGAGAUAUGCUGGAAAGUGGUAUGCUCUGGCGAAGAAGGACCCUGAGGGCCUGUUCCUUCAGGACAACAUCUCAGCCGAAUACUUUGUGGAUGACGAAGGAACUAUGACAGCGUCUUCAAAGGGAAGAGUAAAACUUUUUGGGUUCUGGGUGAUCUGUGCAGAUAUGGCAGCUCAGUAUAAUGUACCCGAUCCUCAUGAACCAGGGAAAAUGGAGAUGACCUACCAGGGGCUUGCAAGCUACCUGUCCAGUGGAGGUGAUCAGUACUGGGUGAUUGACACCGAUUAUGAUAACUAUGCCAUCACGUAUGCCUGCCGUAGACAGAAGGCAGAUGGAACUUGUGAUGAUGGCUACGCCCUCGUCUUCUCCCGUAACCCUCACGGUCUUCCAUCGAACAUCCAGCGCAUUGUUCGUCAGAAACAGGAGGAGAUUUGCCUCACUGGGCAGUUUGAACCAGUGCUGCAAUCAGGCGCUUGUCCUUAAAGUUUCCAAAGGGAGAGACGAGUUGUUGGAAGCAGAAGCACAGAGUUUCAUUAUAAAGAUAGGUUACAUUAAUUAAGGUUGCAUCAAUAGAUGCAAAAACCUUGUAGGUCCUUUAAAAAUUUAUGCGACAGAAGUAGUUGGUUUACACAGCCUAAUGUUUUUGUUUUAUAUUUGUAAUAGCAGAUAUUAAUAAAAAUGUUUCAAAUUGUUGCCCAUAACACUGAUAGAAUCUUGGCACUAAACAAUAAUUAGAAUUGAAAUGAACUUCAGUAUAAUUUACUCCUUGUCAAGUUGUCGAUAUACAUGAUUAUUUUAUAGGAAGAGCUAUGAUAAUGACCAUUCAUUCUCAAACUAUGUGGAAUAAAACAUUGUUGCUGUUGUAGAGUGUGUGUAUCCAGAAACUGAUAUAACUCAAACUUUUACCA